Pelobates cultripes (western spadefoot toad) is the source of this 420-nucleotide messenger RNA. The record is from the annotation of a GenBank genome assembly. Lineage: Eukaryota; Metazoa; Chordata; Amphibia; Anura; Pelobatidae.
AUGUGGUCUCCACGUACACCAAACAACGUUAUACUGGCAGUUAGGGUACUAAAUGGCCCAUACACAGCUAGACCUCCUACUCCAACUACGGCUCCUACAGCAGCAGAAAGUCAAGACCCCUCUAGUCCCUGUUCAUUAAGAGCUUGGACAAUCCCAAAGAUUGCAGCUGAACUCAGGCAUAGAGGGCUAUCAUACCCGGCCACGGCUACGAAAGCAGAAUUAUACAAGAUAAUGAUGCCAAGCCCCGACAAUCCACAGCCAGGGUCUAGAUCACAAGACCAAAUUAUUGAUACUCUCACAGGGAUUCAGACCACUAUGGCAGCCAUGCUCGCAUCUAUCAGCAGCCUAAACCAGAGAGUCGAGAAAUGUGAAACUCCAGCACCAGCCACAGUGUCCCCCCCAAUACCACUCAUACACUAG